Diatraea saccharalis (sugarcane borer) is the source of this 1275-nucleotide messenger RNA. Lineage: Eukaryota; Metazoa; Arthropoda; Insecta; Lepidoptera; Crambidae. The record is from the annotation of a GenBank genome assembly.
AUCAUUGAAUAGCGAGCUCCGAACGUAAACAGACCAUUAAACGAAAAUGGCCUCCGCGCAUAAACCCAUAUCGACAAUACUGAAUGUCCUCCAAACGAUACUAAGCGUAAUCUUAGCAGGUAUAUCAAUAUGGUUUUUCAUCGAGCUAAAGAGUUUAACAGACCUGAGAAACCGCGAUAGAUAUUUAUUGGACUUCAGCGUAUACUGGCCUCAAGUACUACCGUGGAUAUUCUUCGUGAUCAGUGUGUUCGUGAUAUGUGUGUCCUUGUGCGGUAUCUACGGUGCUUGUAGUGGUAGAAAAGCUGCUGUCAUCACUUAUAUAACUUUCCUGUCAAUUGUGAUAGUUGCCGCGUUCGCUGCUGGUGUCAUGGGCUUGGUUUGUGGCGACACUAAGUCGACGGACGAUUUCGUUUCGGAGACAGUGAGAGAUGCUUAUUCACAAAUGAAAGUGAGGAAGGACAUCAUAGUAGCCUUCGGAAAACUAGAGAGCAGAUUGAGAUGCUGUGGUACGUCAGGAGCAUCGGAUUAUACAUCGGGCAAAAUUCCAGACUCGUGCUGCGAUAAGAACGAAUUGGUCGAGUGCGAAAACUCAGCUAGCAGGCGUCUCGGCUGCGUAGAAGUAGUAGUGCCAUACUCAAGAAUGUUCAUCAGGUAUACGUCAAUUGGUUCCAUAGCGAUCGCUGUUGUUUGCCUUGCUAGUUUAAUUGUAGCAAUUUUAUUACUCAGAUCGAGUAGGAGUAAAAAGGACAGAUUAAAGUCUGAAGCUGAGAAGGAACCUUUGAAAUUGCCAUUAUAAUUAGAACGUUGCUUGUCUAACUGCUGUGUACUGAAAUAUUUCAAAUUAGAAUGUUCAAAAUGCAUUGUAUAAAUUGUAAAUAUUUGAAUGUAUGUCUUGAAGCAGCUGUCUGUAAUUGAGAAUUAUGGGUUAUGAGCGUAAUGUAUUCUUGUUAGAAAUUUAGGGCAUUUAUUUCGUAAUUGUUAGUUAAUAUUUACUAAGUGUAAAUACUAAUAUUGCAAUAAUAGUUUUUACAUUAAUUUUGUGUGUUGCGAAGAUGUUACAGUGUCUCAUACCAAAAAGUAUUUUUAUGUAAUAUUAUUUUAUUAGUAUUAAUAGAAUUACAAUUCGAAUAUUCUUUUAAUUUUACACAGUUUACAAGCUUUAAUAAAAAAGUUACAUAAUUACUUAGUUACCUAAGAUUAGAUCUGAUAGGUAUUGUAAUAAUAGAAAGUUAUAAUUAAGUAAGUUAUUUAUUUAGUUAUUAACAAAAGUUCUAU